Messenger RNA from Cryptococcus amylolentus CBS 6039, 732 nucleotides. RefSeq lists its product as hypothetical. The transcript has a single exon. The record is from RefSeq and is a predicted model, not a curated record. Lineage: Eukaryota; Fungi; Basidiomycota; Tremellomycetes; Tremellales; Cryptococcaceae. Bases 178 to 732 code for a protein of 184 amino acids.
AAUCCUGAAAGGAACUGUACACCUGGCAAUCAUCGAUCUAUUCUGAGCACCGCAUCGAACAGGGUAUAUUUCGAGACCAGUUCUCCUCCGUCUUUGUCUUACCCAUCUCAUCUCUCUUCUCAACAUCACAACACACAGAGCCCGCACUCUCCCACAGCCCCUCAAUCAAGCUUUCCCAUGUCUUCCACCUCAGCCUACGAUCAGCAAUCAUCUCCCCGAACCCUCGACUCCCGUAAUGGCUCAACCUUCCGCGGUAACACUGACACCCAAAACACCGCUCACCUAGCUUCCCUUCCCCGCUCCUACUUUCGCUCAACCCCAAGUAUCAACCUCGGAAUCGACGACAACCUUUCCAUCACCACCUUCAUCGACGACCUCGAUACCCGCUCUAACACAAAAUCACAUAGACCAUUUGACAAACGUUCAUUCUGGAUCGGUCUCGGCUUAGGGGCUCUGCUGUUUACGGCAGCUGCGACGCCGUAUUUUGCCCUGUCGACGACCAAGGCGCAUUGUGAUAUAAGAGUGGAGCUAGAGGCGGAUUCGUGGAUGAACAAGUGUGGGGUUGUUGGGAGGUCUUUGGGUGGCAGCGUAGGGAGAGAUGUGGAUGAGGUUGAUGAUGAUGUUGAGGUGGUUGAGCCUGUGAUGGAUGAGGAAGUGGGAGAAGAGGUGGGGGAAGUGUUGAGAUCUUUGGGGUUGGAUGAGCCGUAUACUGAAGAUGAGGGAGCCUCGUAA